Octodon degus (degu) is the source of this 3791-nucleotide messenger RNA. It is a transcript of the gene Anpep, whose product is annotated as alanyl aminopeptidase, membrane. The transcript is spliced from 21 exons. NCBI's taxonomy places the organism in Eukaryota, Metazoa, Chordata, Mammalia, Rodentia, Octodontidae. Gene Ontology annotation, molecular function: zinc ion binding; metalloaminopeptidase activity; peptide binding. Gene Ontology annotation, biological process: proteolysis; peptide catabolic process. The coding region runs from base 534 to 3437 and encodes 967 amino acids. Gene Ontology annotation, cellular component: cytoplasm. The record is from RefSeq and is a predicted model, not a curated record.
CAGAGGAGAGCAGGAGGUCGGGACCCCCAGCGAUCACGGCCCAAGUCCGGGACGUCGGCACCGCCGCGGGCCCCGCCCGGAGGCGGCAGGCGGGCGCUGGGGGCGGCGGUGGGGUCGGGUUUCUUCCCUUUAAAAGGGCGCGGGAGGCGGAGCCCGCGCUGCUGGUCCUGAGCGCGGCCCGGGACCCAUCUCGAGCGCAGGCGAGUGGGGUCGGCGGGCGGUUGGGGCGCAACCCAGGGAGCGAGGACAACGAAGCCGAGCGCGCACAACCGGGCACCUACGGCCGACCCGGACUCGGAUAGCAGGUGGCCCUGUGCAGAUCGUUCUGCGAGCCUCGCACGCUGUCCCUGCAUUGCCUCUUGAAGCCAGGGGCAGAUUGCACCCCUGCCCAUCCCAGUGACCUUCGCCUGUCUGAUCCCUGGUUAAUUUUUGCCCAGCCCAGCGGCUGUGAGGCUCCGUCCCCCUCCAGGAUAUAAGCCUGCUCCUCAGCUGCUUCUUCCUCUGUGGAGCUGAGCUCUCUGCUCACCUGCACCAUGUCCAAGGGCUUCUACAUUUCUAAACCCUUGGGCAUCCUGGGCAUCCUCCUGGGUGUGGCAGCCAUCUGCACCAUCGUCGCCCUGUCUGUGGUGUAUGCCCAAGAGAAGAACCGGAACACUGAGAACUCUGCCCCAGAUCCCACCUUGCCCUCCACCACCUCCACAGCCACCACUGUGGACCAAAGCAAGCCAUGGAACCAGUACCGCCUACCCAGCUCUCUGGUACCCGACUCGUACCAGGUGAUGCUGAGGCCCUACUUCAGCCCCAAUGAACAUGGUCUGUACGUCUUCUGGGGCAAGAGCACCGUCCGCUUCACCUGCAAGGAGGCUACCAAUGUCAUCAUCAUCCACAGCAAAAAACUCAACUACACAAACCAGCAAUCCACUGGGCACCGGGUGGCCCUGCGAGGCGUGGCCGGCUCCCAGCCUCCAGCCAUCGAAAGGACUGAGCUGGUGGAGCGCACCGAGUACCUGGUGGUGCACUUGCAGGGCUCCCUGGUGGUCAAUAGCCAGUACGAGAUGGACAGCGAGUUCCAGGGGGAGCUGGCCGAUGAUCUGGCGGGUUUCUACCGCAGCGAGUACAGGGAUAACGGCGUGCUGAAAGUGGUGGCUACAACACAGAUGCAGGCUGCAGAUGCCCGGAAGUCCUUCCCCUGCUUUGAUGAGCCAGGUAUGAAGGCCACAUUCAACAUCACCCUCAUCCACCCGAGAGACCGCAUAGCCCUGUCUAACAUGCUUCCCAAAGGCCCCAGUGUCCCAUAUACGGGAGACCCCACCUGGAACGUCACUGAGUUCAAUACCACACCCAAGAUGUCCACGUACCUGCUGGCCUACAUUGUCAGCGAGUUCAGCUACGUGGAAUCACUGUCCCCUGAUAGUGUCAAGAUCCGAAUCUGGGCCCGGCCUAGCGCCAUCGCCGAGGGCCAUGGUGAUUAUGCACUCAAUGUAACAGGCCCCAUCCUAAGCUUUUUUGCCAAGCAUUAUGACACACCCUACCCACUGGAGAAAUCUGACCAGAUUGGGCUGCCUGAUUUCAAUGCUGGUGCCAUGGAGAACUGGGGGCUGGUGACCUACAGGGAGAACUCACUGCUUUUCGAUCCACAAUCUUCCUCCAUCAGCAACAAGGAGCGGGUGGUCACUGUAGUCGCUCAUGAGCUGGCCCAUCAGUGGUUCGGGAACCUGGUCACAGUGAACUGGUGGAAUGACCUGUGGCUGAACGAGGGCUUCGCCUCCUACGUGGAGUAUCUGGGUGCUGACUAUGCUGAGCCCACCUGGAAUCUGAAGGACCUCAUUGUGACGAAUGAGGUAUACCGUGUAAUGGCUGUGGAUGCGCUGGCCUCCUCCCACCCCCUGUCCAGCCCUGCUGAGGAGAUCAACACUCCCGCCCAGAUCAGUGAGGUCUUUGACACCAUCUCCUAUAGCAAGGGUGCCUCAGUCCUCAGGAUGCUCUCCAGCUUUCUGACAGAGGACCUGUUCAAGAAGGGCCUGGCGUCUUAUCUCCACGCCUUUGAGUACCAGAACACUGUCUACCAGGACCUGUGGUAUCAUCUUCAGGAGGCUGUGAACCAGCAGUCAGCAGUCACGCUCCCGGCCUCAGUGAGCACCAUUAUGGACCGCUGGAUCCUGCAAAUGGGCUUUCCCGUCAUCACUGUGAACACCGGGACAGGAGCAAUCUCCCAGGAGCACUUCCUUCUUGACCCCCAGGCCAAUGUCACCCGCCCUUCGGACUACAAUUACCUGUGGAUUGUGCCCAUCUCGUCCAUCAGAAGUGGCACACAGCAGAGCAACUACUGGCUGAACGGCGUCCGGAACACCCAGGACCAGCUGUUCAGGGCGACAGGGACCAAUGAGUGGAUCUUGCUGAAUGUCAAUGUGACAGGCUACUACCAGGUGAACUACGAUGAGGACAACUGGAAGAAGAUCCAGAAUCAGCUGCAGUCAGACCACACGGUGAUUCCUGUCAUCAAUCGGGCACAGGUCAUCCACGAUGCCUUCGACCUGGCCAAUGCCCAAAAGGUCCCUGUCACGCUGGCUCUGGACAACACCCUAUUCUUGAUCCGAGAGACAGAGUACCUGCCCUGGGAGACAGCGCUGAGCAGCCUCAACUACUUCAAGCUCAUGUUUGACCGCUCUGAGGUCUAUGGCCCCAUGAAGAACUACCUGAAGAAGCAGGUUGAGCCCCUCUUCUCUCACUUCAAAGCCCUUACCAACGAGUGGAAGGACCGGCCCCCAACGCUGAUGGAGCAGUACAACGAGGUCAACGCCAUCAGCACUGCCUGCUCCAACGGGGUCCAGGAGUGUAAGCAGCUGGUCACAAAGCUUUUCCAGGAGUGGAUGGCAAACCCCCAAAACAACACGAUUCACCCCAACCUGCGCUCCACUGUGUACUGCAACGCCAUCGCCCAAGGCGGCGAGGCUGAGUGGAACUUCGCCUGGAAUCAGUUCCUCAGCGCCACCCUGGUCAACGAGGCCGACAAGCUGCGGUCGGCCCUGGCCUGCAGCAACCAGGUGUGGAUCUUGAACAGGUAUCUGAGCUACACCUUGAACUCCACACUCAUCCGGAGGCAGGAUGCUACCUCCACCAUCAUCAGCAUUGCCAACAACGUGGUGGGCCAGCCCCUGGUCUGGGACUUCGUGCGCAGUAACUGGAGGAAGCUGUUUCAGGAUUUUGGUGGUGGCUCCUUCUCCUUCGCCAACCUCAUCCAGGGAGUGACCCGGCGGUUCUCCUCUGAGCACGAGCUGCAGCAGCUGGAGGAGUUCAAGGAGGACAACAAAGAUAUAGGCUUUGGCUCGGGCACCCGGGCUCUGGAGCAGGCCCUGGAGAAGACACGAGCCAACAUAAACUGGGUGAAGGAGAACCAGGAGGCCGUGCUGCAGUGGUUCAUCACCAACAGCCAAUAGUUCCCGGCCCAGUGGGGAGGCCGAGGGCUCUAUGGCCCAGCUAUUCUUGGAGGAUAAUAUCCAACCCUCAAAGGCAAAGUCUCCAGGCUGCGGCCACCAGCCCCUGCCCCUCAUGCCAACACUGCCCCAGGCCCAGCCUGGCACCUCUCACAGGGCCCUAGGACUGAUCUCAGGGAAGCCCAGCUCCACAGCCAGCUGGGCAGAAGUCCUCGAUGGACAGUGGACUGCCUAGAGUGGCCACCCUGACUCCCUCUCACCUUGCAUAAAAACUCAAACCUGAGCAAUUAACAAAGAACCAGAUCUGUAAAAAAAUUUUUUUCUAAGAAAAAUUGUAAAUAAAUGUUUCUAGAUGAG